This is a messenger RNA of Tupaia belangeri chinensis (Chinese tree shrew), 2221 nucleotides long. RefSeq names its product trafficking protein particle complex subunit 6B (gene TRAPPC6B). The record is from RefSeq and is a predicted model, not a curated record. Gene Ontology annotation, cellular component: TRAPP complex; trans-Golgi network; cis-Golgi network. The coding region runs from base 453 to 941 and encodes 162 amino acids. NCBI's taxonomy places the organism in Eukaryota, Metazoa, Chordata, Mammalia, Scandentia, Tupaiidae. The transcript has 6 exons. Gene Ontology annotation, biological process: endoplasmic reticulum to Golgi vesicle-mediated transport; regulation of GTPase activity.
AAGUGGCGACAGGAACUCCUCACAUCUUGAGUCUCCACAACCCUAAUCGGACCCCACGAAGGAAGAACCUUCCUUAUAUCCGGUCGGCGCCUGGGAGAGGAACUCCGCGAUCAUAGAGCUGGCCUAAUGCCCGGCUAGAAGGGACCGGAAAUUGCGUCUUAGCCCCGGGUCCUGGGGUUGGAUCCGGCGUUCGCAGGCUCAGCCGGGCUGUCGCUGCUGUGAAGCUGAUUUCUUCCGGCCGAGGGCGUGGUGGUUCUCGGAGUGGGCUGUCCACAGCUCCGGGCUAACUUUGGUACCGGCCUUUGGGAAGCCAAGCGAAUUCCCUGGUCUCCUUAUCACGAGGGACAAGGCCACAGCCUGAGGAGGCCGCGGCGCCGGCUAAGUCGUACCUGCAGGAGCCGGAACCCAGGCCCAAGCCCGGGCCCCGGCCCAAACGGGAGUUAAAGCAGGAAAUGGCGGAUGAAGCGUUGUUUUUGCUUCUCCAUAAUGAGAUGGUGUCUGGAGUGUACAAGUCAGCGGAGCAGGGCGAGGUGGAAAAUGGACGAUGUAUUACUAAGCUGGAAAACAUGGGGUUUCGAGUGGGACAAGGAUUGAUAGAAAGUUAUUUUUUUAGGUUUACAAAAGAUACGGCAAGGUUCAAGGAUGAGUUAGAUAUCAUGAAGUUCAUUUGUAAGGACUUUUGGACUACAGUAUUCAAGAAACAGAUCGACAAUCUAAGGACAAAUCAUCAGGGCAUCUAUGUACUUCAGGACAACAAAUUUCGUCUACUUACUCAGAUGUCUGCAGGAAAACAGUAUUUAGAACAUGCAUCUAAGUAUUUAGCAUUUACAUGUGGCUUAAUCAGAGGAGGCUUAUCAAACUUGGGGAUAAAAAGUAUUGUAACUGCUGAAGUAUCUUCAAUGCCUGCCUGCAAAUUUCAGGUGAUGAUACAGAAGCUGUAGAACAUACUGAAAUACAAGGCGUCAACAGUGUAAAGAGAUAAAUUAUUAAUGUAUAAAGUAUUUCAAAUUGCAGUGGUUUAAUACAUUAUUGGACAUUUAUCUGUACAGGAGUAAGGGUGUAUUUUUAUCAGUUUAACACAAACCAGUUUAAAGCAGAUAAAUACAUUCUACCAUGACAUAUGCUUUACUGAAACUAUUAAAAUGAAAACCAGAUUACAGGUAACUAGACACCUGACUACAGGUAACUGGACACCAAGAUGUAGGACUCUUUAAGCAUUUUUAUUUGCUUAGAUGUUUAUUUAACCACAAAUGGAGAAGGAAAAUUCAGAGUUUACUGAGUUAACAUAAAGAAAAAUAUGUACCAAUCAGAAUAAUUUGUGUAAGAAUGAACAAGUUUUGAUAAAGUAUGAAUUUGUUUUAAUUAAAAAACAAACAAUACACUAAAGUUUUAUUUUGCUUAUAAUUUAUUUCUAUUAAGAGAGCAUUUUAUGCUUGUAUAAGGCACAGGUGUGUAUAUACACACAUGCAUAUAAAUAUAUAUGGCUGCCUAAAUAGCUUAAAAAUAUAAUUUAACUGUAAUAGAUUUUGGUUCUUGAGACCUCAGUUAGUGUACACAAAGUGAAGUAUAGAUUAGUUUAGAUGGGAAUUCAUUGACUCCAGGGCCAAAGAAUACUGAAUAUGUUGGGAAGGAAUUUUUCUGCUUAUUCCUGGUACAGUCUUAAUUUUUACACAUGGAAGUACUGGUGAAAUUUCUAAAAUCUUUAUCUUUAUUCCCUUAUUUUCUCUUGCACGAGGGCAGAGAGGUGGAUAAUUGGAUGAAUCACACCAGCAUUUAUUGGACCAUGUCGUCUCAGUAGGAUAGGAUCUGUACCUACCUAAUAUAUGUCUCUUACCACCUCUUACACAUAUUUUAUCUUAUUUAAAUUAUCUGGCAUAAGCAGAUAUCUUUAGCUUUUGUUAGCAUUCUGAAUAUUAGGGUACCUGUACUUUGAUACUAAAAUAUACCUUGCUUUCUGUUUACUUGGUAGUAUUUUAAAAUGGACACAUAAUUACAUAUUUAUAGAGUAGAGUAUGAUUUUUCAGUACAUGAAUAUAGUAUAAUAAUGUAAUCAGGAUAUUGGCAUAUUCAUCAUCUCAAACAUUUAACAUUACUUUGUGUUGUGUUUCUCAUUUAAUUAUUACCCUUGUGUAUAUAUUUGUUUGAUAGGGAACAAUGGCAGUUUAAGAAAAGUGAUUCUUUGUAAUAAAAUGAAUAAAAAAUUGUAUAUAAAAACAUGAAA